AGAAUCAACCUGCCAGCUAAGAGGAUGCAUGCCCAAGUCUCGGGCAUUACGAAUGCAACCUCUGCGCAGGUCAAAGAGGCAUGCAGCAUAGAACUUCGAUCCCCAGUUGAUCCAUUGUUCAGCCUGCAUGCAACGGUGCUCGUCCUAACAAAACUAACCGGAAAUCUACCAUCCUGUCAUAUCAGCGCCAUGACUAUGCAGACAUUUCCAGGUCUUGUUCUAGCUGAUAAACGGUUCUACGUUAAUGAAGAAGUAGACCUCGUACUUGGCGGAGAUAUUUAUCCCCAAAUUAUUUUAUGCGGCCUGAAGAAAAAUGUACUCAGUACACUUCUCGCCCAAGAAACCGUGUUCGGUUGGAUAUUAACCGGUUGCACAGAUGCACCCAAUCCAACCAACAAUAUAGUUUCGUAUCACAGUGAAGUUGCCUUGGACAAACAACUUACUGCAUUCUGGGAACUAGAAGACAUACCAAAAAACAAAAGCUUGAACGAGGACGACAAAUACUGUGAUGAACUUUAUCGGAAGACAACUCGUAGACGAGAAGACGGAAAAUACGUAGUCUCGCUACCAUUUAGGCAGGAAUUUCCCGCAAACAUCUGCCUAGGCCCUUCUCUUAAAAAAGCAUGCUCUCAGUUCUUCCGGAAUGAGACACGGCUUGCAAAGGAUACCAUCCUACAAAAAGAGUAUAAUAGGGUACUAGCUGAAUAUGAAUCACUAGGACACAUGUCCAGAAUAAAUGAUAGUAUUUCAGCAGACUCUUCCGAUAACUACUUUCUGCCUCACCACGCUGUCAUAAAGGCAGAAAGUACCUCCACCAAAGUUCGAGUCGUCUUUAAUGCCUCAAGUCCAACGGCUAAUGGCACAAGUCUGAACGAUGUACUUCUCCCAGGUCCAGUUCUCCAAGCAGAUCUUCCGAUCCUUAUACUCCGCUGGAGGUUAUACAGAUACGUUUUUAAUAGUGACAUCGAGAAGAUGUACCGACAAAUUUGGGUGGAUAGCAACCAUACCAAAUAUCAGCGGAUAGUUUUCCGUACAAACCCGAACGAACCUGUAAGUCUAUACGUAUUAAAGACUGUCACUUUCGGGAUUAAUUGUGCUCCUCACCCCGCGAUAAGGACCAUUUUACAACUGGCUGACGAUGUAGAAAGUUCUUCCCCAAUAGCAUCUAAGAUUAGGACUUCUAACCUUGACAAAGACAUAUUCUAG
This is a messenger RNA of Rhagoletis zephyria (snowberry fruit fly), 1206 nucleotides long. RefSeq lists its product as uncharacterized. Lineage: Eukaryota; Metazoa; Arthropoda; Insecta; Diptera; Tephritidae. The record is from RefSeq and is a predicted model, not a curated record.